AUGUUAUUCCGACGGGUAGCCUUCAGCUUCAUUGGCCUUCUGCUCUCAGGCCAUGCCGUCGUGUUUGCCCAGACCGCCAGCAGCCCUCCGGCGUGGCAGACGGGUUCCAUCACCGAAGAUGGCACAUGCGGUCCAAACAGUCCGGGAAAGUGGGUGUGCACGCCCACAUGGGGCGCGUGCUGUGGUCCUAACGGCCUCUGCGGCCGCAAGGAAGCCUGCGGGACUGGAUGCCAACCCGGAUACGGCAACUGCAACGCGCCGCCGUGGACGGGCAUUCCCUCGCCGGACGGCUCCUGCGGCGGCACAUCUCUGUACAACUGCACGGGCUCUGCCUUCGGCGCGUGCUGCUCCUCGGGGGGGCGGUGCGGAGACACGACAAGCCACUGCGGUACGGGUUGCCAGCCGCUCUUCGGCAAGUGUCCGCCGAGCAACGUGACGACCGACGGGUCAUGCGGCAGUGCCAACGGCGGCAAUAUCUGCACCGGGUCGGCCUUCGGCGACUGCUGCUCGGCCCAAGGCUACUGUGGGGGCACACUUGCGCAUUGCGGCGCCGGAUGCCAGGCCGGCUUUGGCACGUGCAGCGGUGGGAGCGGUAGCAUAUCGAUCGAUGGGGAGUGCGGCUCAAAGAACGGAAAGACGUGCAAGGGCUCGGCGUUUGGAGACUGCUGCUCUGGUAGCGGUUUCUGUGGCGGCACGGCCGAUCACUGCGGCGCUGGCUGCCAGUCCGGCUUUGGGACCUGCUCAACCCCUUCCAACGUCUCUAGCGAUGGCCGCUGCGGCGCCAAUGGAAAGAGCUGCGCCGGCUCUGCCUUUGGCACCUGCUGUUCCUCCGGCGGCUACUGCGGGGGAACAACAGACCACUGUGGUGCCGGGUGCCAAGCUAGCUUCGGGUCCUGCAGCACCGGCAGCGGAACCAUCUCAACGGAUGGCCAGUGCGGUACCAAGAACGGAAAGACGUGCACCGGGUCCGGUUUUGGAAACUGUUGCUCGCCUGCUGGCUAUUGCGGCACCACAGCCGACCAUUGCACUGCCGGAUGCCAGUUAGGCUUUGGCACGUGUAGCAGCGGAAGCAACACCAUCUCGACCGACGGUAAGUGCGGGUCGAACGGCAAGACGUGCGCGGGCUCCGCCUUCGGCACUUGUUGCUCCAGUGUGGGCAAUUGCGGUAGCACAGCGGACCACUGUGGCCAGGGAUGGUUAGUACUAGUCUCCCCCCCUCUGACAUUAGGAAUACUAUUGCCAGAUAAGGCGGCUGACGAUACAUCCCUGUGGAUAGCCAGAAGAGCUUCUCGAGCUCGUGCAUUAUAA
Molecule: messenger RNA, 1308 nt
Organism: Parathielavia appendiculata
Lineage: Eukaryota; Fungi; Ascomycota; Sordariomycetes; Sordariales; Chaetomiaceae
Product: carbohydrate-binding module family 18 protein
Exons: 3
Coding region: 1-1308 (435 amino acids)
Molecular function (GO): chitin binding
Source: RefSeq, a predicted model, not a curated record